This is a messenger RNA of Ochotona curzoniae (black-lipped pika), 933 nucleotides long. RefSeq names its product apolipoprotein L6-like. NCBI's taxonomy places the organism in Eukaryota, Metazoa, Chordata, Mammalia, Lagomorpha, Ochotonidae. Bases 1 to 933 code for a protein of 310 amino acids. The record is from RefSeq and is a predicted model, not a curated record. The transcript has 3 exons. Gene Ontology annotation, molecular function: lipid binding. Gene Ontology annotation, cellular component: extracellular region; membrane. Gene Ontology annotation, biological process: lipid transport; lipoprotein metabolic process.
AUGAGUCCCUGCACCGAGGACCCCAUCUCGGACACACAGGCCUGUGAGAUCUCUUCCUCCUUUGGUCCCGGGGCUCCCAACCUGGAGUUUGGGGACUUUCUGGGGGACAAGGACACACUGGACGAUGAUGAGUUCGCUGCUGACUUUGCUGCUAAGUUCGCUGAUGAGAUGAAGUUUUUGAAAGAGUUUCCCAGGUGGAAACGAGCUGAAGAAGAUAAAAUUAUGAUUCUCCAUGCCAUUGCCAAUGACCUUGACGCCACCCACAAAACAGUCAACAAGAUCGGCGUGGUGGCCAACUCUGUAGCUGUCAUCUCUGGGGCCAUGAGUAUCCUGGGAUUUGUCCUUGCUCCGGUAACAGCAGGUGGAAGCCUGGCACUCUCAGUAGCUAGCCAGGGGCUGGGCACAGUAGCAGGGGUCACCAGCAUUGUGACCAGCAUGCGGGAACAUUUUAAGAAUAAACGAGCCCAUACCCUUGCCAGCAGCUUGCUGCCCACUGGUCACCUGAAGGCCCCAGAAUUCUCCUACCUGGCAGGGGCUGGUGAGAUUGCCAGUAAGUGUGGAAAUGCUGCCUUGGCUAUGAAGAAGGACAUCCAAGCUUUUCAGAGGGCCAAAGAAAACCCACACUUGGCCAAGGCUGCCAAGAAACUCCUGACCAACGGCCAAGUCUCAUCCCUAACGAGCAGGCAGGUAGAGAAGGUCUUUAAGGACACAACGCUGGCAAUGUCCAGAAAGACUCUCAUGGGAGGGGCCAUGGCCAUCUUUAACCUUUACUGUGAUGUGGAUUCACUCUUGAAGAACAGGAAGCAACUGGAGGGUGAGGGAGAUGGGACAGAACUGGCGAAAGAGCUGAGGACCCUGGCAUCGAGGCUGGAGAGGAGACUGAUGAAUUUCAGCCAGCGCCACCAGAGGUUACAACAGGUGAGGCCGGAGUGA